AUGAAGAAGAAGAACAAGGAGGACCUGUACAAGGAGAACAAGCUGGAGGCGUCGAAGCUGAGGAUCGCCAUCGUGAGUACGGACAAGUGCAAGCCGAAGAAGUGCCACCUGGAGUGCAAGAAAAACUGCCCAAUCGUCAAAACGGGCAAGUUCUGCAUAGAAGUGGAGCACACCUCGAAGAUAGCCUACAUAAGUGAAACCCUCUGCAUAGGCUGCGGUAUCUGCGUGAAGAAGUGCCCCUUCUCCGCCAUAACAAUUAUCAAUUUGCCAAAGGAUAUUAACAAAGAUGUGGUUCAUCGGUACGGACCGAACACCUUCAAACUGCACAGACUGCCCAUACCCAAGUUGGGCCAAAUAUUAGGUCUGGUGGGAACCAAUGGAAUAGGAAAAUCCACAGCGCUGAAAAUCUUGUCGUCCAAAUUGAAGCCCAACUUGGGGAAGUUCAGUAACCCCCCGGAGUGGAGAGACAUCUUAUCCUUCUUCCGAGGAAAUGAGUUGCAAAUAUUUUUCACAAAAUUGCUGGAGGAGCAACUGACGCCAAUUAUAAAACCGCAAAAUGUAGAUUUAAUUCCAAAACAAAUUAAGGGAAACAUUUUAGAAAUAAUAAAUAAAAAGGAUAAGCUGAACAAAAAGGACCAGUACAUGAGUGCCCUCGAAUUGGACCACCUCCUCGACAGAAACGUAGAAGAUCUAAGUGGAGGAGAGUUACAAAGAUUCGCUCUCCUAAUAUCUAUCAUAGGGCAGACGACAAAUGUGUAUAUGUUUGACGAGCCGAGCAGCUACCUAGACAUUAAGCAACGCAUAUCGAUGGCCAAAAUUAUUCACAGCUUAGUUAGGCAUGAUAACUACAUCAUCGUCGUAGAACACGACCUUUCCAUUUUGGAUUACCUAAGUGAUUAUGUUUGCUGCCUAUGGGGGAAGGCAGGAGCGUACGGAGUGGUCACCUCUCCCUUUUCUGUAAGAGAAGGUAUUAACGUAUUCUUGGAUGGCUUCGUACCAACUGAUAACCUACGAAUAAGGGAGGAGUCUCUAAAUUUUAAGCUAGCUACAGAUCAGGACGUAACAGAUGAAGAUAAAAAAAGACUCCAUUUUUACAACUACCCAACUAUUAAAAAAACACUAAACAGUUUCACCUUAACCAUCAACAAAGGUAUCUUUUCCGAGUCAGAAAUAUUCGUUCUCUUGGGGCAGAAUGGAAGUGGGAAAAGUACCUUCAUACGUCUCUUCGCGGGACUUAUCAAACCGGAUAACGUAGAAAGUCUUGGCUUCCUUGAAUCUCUUAGCGUUUCUUACAAACCGCAACAAAUACAGGCAAAGUACACCGGGACGGUCAGGCAGCUACUCAUGUCCAAGCUAAAGGGGCUAUACACAGAUCCCUAUUUUAAUAAUGAAAUUAUUAAGCCGCUCAAAAUUGAAGCUAUCCUAGACAACCAAGUGUUAACCCUCUCAGGGGGGGAAUUGCAAAAAGUUGCCAUCAUCAUUACACUGGCCAAGAACACCAACAUCUAUCUCAUCGAUGAACCCUCUGCCUACUUAGACUCCGAGCAGAGAAUCAUCGUUUCCAAAAUUAUUAAACGAUUCAUCCUGAAUACUAACAAAACGGCGUUCGUCGUGGAGCACGACUUCAUUAUGGCUACCUACUUGGCCGACCACGUCAUCGUCUUCGACGGCCAGGCGGGGGUCAACACCGUCGCCAACACCCCCCAAACGCUCGUCGCCGGCAUGAACAAGUUCCUCAAAAUUAUCGACGUCACCUUCAGGCGAGACCCCACCAACUACCGCCCCAGGAUAAACAAGUACGACAGUGUCAAGGACAAGGAGCAGAAGCUCAACGGCACCUACUUCAUCAUCGACGAGUAA
Molecule: messenger RNA, 1860 nt
Organism: Plasmodium vivax (malaria parasite P. vivax)
Lineage: Eukaryota; Apicomplexa; Aconoidasida; Haemosporida; Plasmodiidae
Product: RNase L inhibitor, putative
Exons: 2
Coding region: 1-1860 (619 amino acids)
Biological process (GO): translational initiation; ribosomal subunit export from nucleus; translational termination
Molecular function (GO): iron ion binding; ATP binding; ribosomal small subunit binding
Source: RefSeq, a predicted model, not a curated record